Messenger RNA from Lolium rigidum, 522 nucleotides. Its product is annotated as putative gamma-glutamylcyclotransferase At3g02910. Gene Ontology annotation, molecular function: gamma-glutamylaminecyclotransferase activity. NCBI's taxonomy places the organism in Eukaryota, Viridiplantae, Streptophyta, Magnoliopsida, Poales, Poaceae. The transcript has 2 exons. The record is from RefSeq and is a predicted model, not a curated record. Bases 1 to 522 code for a protein of 173 amino acids.
AUGGAGGCGACCACGGCGACGACGGUGUUCGUGUACGGCACCCUGAAGCGCGGGUUCCCGAACCACCCGCGCCUCGCCGCUUCCGGCAGCCCCUUCGCCGGCGCGGCCUCCACCGCCGCGCCAGUCUCCCUCGUCAUCGGCCCCUACUCCGUCCCCUUCCUCAUCCCCGCCCCCACUCCAUCCGCCGGCCGGCUUGUCUCCGGCGAGCUCUUCUCCGCGUCCCCCAGCGCCCUCGCCGACCUCGACCUGCUCGAGGGCACGCACCUCGGUGUAUACGAGCGCCGGCGGAUCACGGUCCUGGUCGACGGGACGAGCAGGGAGAUUGAGGCAGAGGCUUACUUCGCGAACGCGAGCUACGCGGAGGAUCUGUGGCGGCGCUGCGGCGGCGAGGCGGCCGAGAUCGGGGAGUACACCAUGGAGCACGCGGCCAGGUACGUCCCGCCCAGCGGCCGCUCUCCCGGCGUCUCGGGGCUCAUGGAUGCCGUCCGUGGCUUCCUCGCCACCACUCCGCCGGACAAAUGA